This is a messenger RNA of Kockovaella imperatae, 1446 nucleotides long. RefSeq names its product putative cytokinesis-related protein. Gene Ontology annotation, biological process: cytoskeleton-dependent cytokinesis. Lineage: Eukaryota; Fungi; Basidiomycota; Tremellomycetes; Tremellales; Cuniculitremaceae. Gene Ontology annotation, cellular component: microtubule cytoskeleton; cell division site; septin complex. The record is from RefSeq and is a predicted model, not a curated record. Bases 224 to 1369 code for a protein of 381 amino acids. The transcript is spliced from 11 exons. Gene Ontology annotation, molecular function: GTP binding; molecular adaptor activity; GTPase activity.
CCUACAUAUUGAUUCACAAGGCAAUCCCAUGCACCACGGUUGCCGCCCCGUUUGAAAUUUGCUUCCGCUGCCGCGUUUCUGAGUCUCCGCACGGUUCGACGUUCCUCUACAUUGUCCAUUCCUCAAUCGUCUACGGUAUCAUUCGUUCCUCGUAUCGUCCAUCUGCAGUGCAGGACACUUGCUCGCUACCUUGGCAUUCGAUAGCGGGGACAAUUCAUACAUCAUGUCUGACGGUAUUGGAAUCGCAAACUUGCCUAACCAGCGGCACAAGAUUGUCAAUAGCAAAGGCUCUUACUUCACCAUCAUGGUCUGCGGUGAAUCUGGCAGCGGAAAGACAACCCUGAUCAACACCUUGUUCGCGACUGAAAUCUGUGCUCCGAGAAACUACCGGCAAAGAUUCGCAAAGCAGAUGGAUAAGACGACGGAAGUUGAGAUUCUCAAGGCGGAUCUGGAGGAGCGGGGGUUCAAUAUCAAGUUGACUGUUAUUGACACACCUGGAUUCGGCGACUACGUCAACAACAAGGACAGUUGGUCCCCCAUCGUCGACUUCAUCGACGACCAACACGAGUCUUACAUGCGACAGGAGCAACAACCUCACAGAUCCGACAAACAAGACUUGCGAAUUCACGCGUGCUUGUACUUCCUGAAGCCGAGUGGAUUGACCGUGAAACCUCUCGAUGUGGAAAUCAUGAAACGUCUCGGAACCCGCGUCAACUUGAUCCCGGUCAUUGCCAAAGCUGACACCAUGACUCCGGAGGAUCUGGCCAACUUCAAGAUCAGAGUUCGAGCUGUAAUCGAAGCCCAAGGCAUCAAGGUCUAUGUCCCGCCUAUCGACUCCGAGGACCAAAACGCAGCCGAUCAUGCUCGCAGCAUGCACUCCGUCAUGCCGUUCUCUAUCAUUGGUAGCACAGAUGACGUGACAACACCGGAUGGCAGAGUUGUCAAGGGUCGCGAGUACCUAUGGGGCGUGGCAGAGGUGGAGAAUGAAGACCACUGUGAUUUCAAAAAACUCAGGUCAUUGCUUAUCCGGACAUAUCUCCUUGACCUGAAGACGUCAACCGAGGAGAACCACUACGAGGCAUAUAGACUUGCUCAAAUGGAGACAAGAAAGUUCGGGGAGCCCAAGGUCAAGAAGCUCGACAAUCCCAAAUACAAGGACGAGGAAGAGCAGCUCAGGAAGAGGUUCACAGAGCAGGUCAAGUUGGAAGAGGCAAGAUUCAGGCAAUGGGAGCAGCAUCUCAUCGCGGAGAGAGAUCGUCUCAACAAGGAUCUGGAAAACGCCCAUACGUCAAUCAAGGCUCUCGAGGGCGAAUUGGAUCAGCUUGCAGCUUACCAUCGCCAAGGCAGUGGCACCGUCGGACGACGAUGAUCUGCAGCAAGAGUCUCUGUUAUACGACCACGUCCAUGUCUUUCUCUUCACGACCUCUUAAUCCACUUGUCACAUAU